Messenger RNA from Zasmidium cellare ATCC 36951, 402 nucleotides. RefSeq lists its product as uncharacterized. The transcript has a single exon. The coding region runs from base 1 to 402 and encodes 133 amino acids. NCBI's taxonomy places the organism in Eukaryota, Fungi, Ascomycota, Dothideomycetes, Mycosphaerellales, Mycosphaerellaceae. The record is from RefSeq and is a predicted model, not a curated record.
AUGGCAGGCCAUCAGCUAGUACCACUUGCUGAAGUCUCCAUAGUCAAGCUGAACUCCUUCAAGACCAUUGCCAGUGUCACCAGCAAAGUCGCGAUCGAUAUGCUUAACGCAAUAGACGUGGAGAUCAAGAACACCUCCACCGCCUCGAAGAAGGCUUCUGCAGCCUACUGGUGGCAAGUGCUCGAAGUUCGUCUUCUCCUGAAGAGGGCGUUGACAACUCGGCAGACCAAUAUUGACAGGGCAAGUCGAAGCGUGCCAAAUCAGGCGACAAAGGUUGUCCAAAGUCCCGAAAAAUGGGUGCAAACAUCUGGCUUGAAGUCGUCAGUCUUCGGAUUCCCACUGUUGUUCAUUCAAAAACUGCUGGAAUUCUCACGGUCUUUCUGGACUUUACUCCAGCGUUAA